AUCAAAGACCAAAACAAGUUGUUUUAUUAACUGUUAUUUUGUCAAAUAUUUUGACGCGGACCGGCUUCCCAACCAUCCGCCCAGUCCGUAAUUUGAACCCAAAACCAAUACUCAUCCUAACCAGCAGAGGCUCUAAACCCAUUACAGUCAAACCGGUCGGUACCCCAUACGAGUCUACCAUAACCCCAAUCUAUUCAGUACCGAAAAGACCCUUAUCAGGUGUAGACGUGAAUAUCCAGCGCUAUUAAUAAGCCCUCUCUGGGUUAGAUAGAAGGAUGAGUAACUGGACUGGUGAAAACUCGACUGAGUUGUUAUGUAUUGAAUGCAAAACUAUUGUUUCUGCGAUAGGAGAAGGAUGGAAGAGAGAGAAAAUUACAGAAAAUAUCAUACCCGGCAUUUUUCUCAUCAUUCUAGCCAUUAGACUGAGCUACGUAUAUCUGUUCAGGACGAACUCUCUGAAGAAACAUAUCGGAAGAUCAAGGUGCGGAGUGUUAAUGAGCCUGCCCUGGGACGGAAUUGUAUUUCUUGGAUCAGCUGGAACAGGGAUAAUCCUGACGGUUCUACUCUCCGAGAACCAGGAGAAGACGGCUCUUAAUGAUAUCUAUCUCGUCACAUUCUACGUUGCCUUCUCUCUCUAUGGAAUUAUCGACAUCGUGACACAUUUCCGGAAAGGAUUAAAGUGUGAAAAAUUGGUGAAAACAUUCGCUUUAGGUACAGCAUUGGUUGUAGAGGCUGUGCUGUACAUUCUUAGAGUUGAAGAUGGAAACAUGGCGAACAUUUUACAAAUGGCCACCAUUGUUGUUGCAGCAUUGUCUGCUUUUGGCGCAUUUUUCGAUGCACACGCAAAUAUUGUGUUGGGGAUAUCUCUACUCCUACAAGGAACUUGGCUUCUACAAAUCAGCGGAGAAAUCAAGGAAACCGAAUGGAUUCAGAUUUAUUUCUCAUGGCACCUCAUCAUCAUUUCCUUAGUUUUCUUCAUCCUUAUCCUGGUUCGUGAAAGCGCAGACAAGACAGGAGAUUUGGAUAAUAAUAAUUCAAAGUUUUCCUCUCUCAAAUCCAAGAUCUCCAACCCUUCCACUCAUUUGACGGACACGGAGCACAACUCCUUGGAUAACUCCUUCCUCCAGAAGCAGAUGCCUGUCUACUCCAAUACUGAGAUCCCGAGUGGAUUAUCCGUCUUACCGAACCCAGUAAACCUGUCUCCAACACCCUGCUCCGCACUGAGUAUGGUAUCCAACCUGGAUGAGAAGGAAGGAGUUGAAUCGGAACAAAUUCGUCAAAGUGAGAUGAGAAGUAGUGUUAGACCAAACCUCUCUCAAAUUCAGAAUAAAAACAAAAUAGUUACUUCUUCCCUGCAGCAAUAUAGAAAUAACCAUGUUUCUGAUCCUGCUGCAUCCUCCCACAAUACAACAAGGCAUAGUUCAGUAUCUCCAGGUCUACCUAGAGACUGUGUAUCCUAUCCUAGUUCUAGUAACCCUGUAGUAUCUCCAGCUCCUAGCACCACCAGCACCUCUCUAUCCCUGGUGAAGAACGAGGAGGGUUCUUCUCCUGAUCAGAUAGUUUACGAGAACACUCAUCUAGCUCCGACACCGAGUAUUAUAGAAUCAGAACCUUUUGAUAGAAUCUCUCCUAUAGAUGAAUACAACACGUUGAGCAGACAUGUUCAAUCCGUCAGAGCUUCAAUUAAACUUAAAGAGAGUAAUAUUGUGUAACUUCGUUUCUGUAAACUGUACUAUUUUUGUAUUAAAAGCAUAUAUAACACAUUUUAAAUAAAUUAUUUA
Messenger RNA from Eurytemora carolleeae, 1781 nucleotides. RefSeq lists its product as uncharacterized. The record is from RefSeq and is a predicted model, not a curated record. Bases 276 to 1712 code for a protein of 478 amino acids. Lineage: Eukaryota; Metazoa; Arthropoda; Copepoda; Calanoida; Temoridae. The transcript is spliced from 2 exons.